CGACCUAUCAACCACAUGCAUCAGAUAUCAAAUAUGAAGUGUAUCAUAGUGUUGUGCCUUGCAGUGAGCGCCUUGGCUGAGCUACCUCGCUACAGACCAGCGAGGUUCCGUUCUCAACGCCAAGAAUUAGCUCCAACAACCACGGAUAGUCCGACCGAAUCCACUACGGAUGUAACUGGACCAUAUCCGCCGUCUGGUUGGAAGCCGUCUGGUGCGCCGUUCACGCUGCCAGACCCAACGGACCCGACACCAACGGACGCAGACCCUACAGGACCUUAUCCUCCAUCUGGCUGGAAACCAUCGGGCGCGGCGUUUACUCUACCAGACCCAACAGACCCCACGCCAACAGACGCUGAACCUACAGGACCCUACCCGCCCUCUGGCUGGAAACCAGCAGGACAACCGUUCGCGCUACCACAAGAAACUUACGGUGCUCCUGACAGCUCAUAUGGACCUCCAGAAAACACAUAUGGACCUCCAGAAAACACAUACGGACCUCCAGAAAACACCUACGGACCUCCUGCAUCUACCACGGAAGCAGAAAAGUUAGAUGGACCUAUAGAGGUUCAGAGAAGCAUUGGAACGUAUUUUGUUUUGCUACCAAAUGGACAGUUACAAAGAGUUGAGUUUCUCACAGAGAAUGAUAUACAGAAUAUGAAAUAUACAGCCAGAUUAGAGUUAAGAGAUCGUGCGCCGUUGUAUGUGUUCGGGCCCUAAAUGGUAUCAAAUGUAAGGACUAAUAAAUUAUUAAAACUA
Colias croceus (clouded yellow) is the source of this 756-nucleotide messenger RNA. RefSeq names its product extensin-like. The record is from RefSeq and is a predicted model, not a curated record. The transcript has a single exon. Lineage: Eukaryota; Metazoa; Arthropoda; Insecta; Lepidoptera; Pieridae. The coding region runs from base 16 to 717 and encodes 233 amino acids.